Molecule: messenger RNA, 1257 nt
Organism: Rosa chinensis
Lineage: Eukaryota; Viridiplantae; Streptophyta; Magnoliopsida; Rosales; Rosaceae
Product: putative tRNA (cytidine(32)/guanosine(34)-2'-O)-methyltransferase
Exons: 9
Coding region: 112-1062 (316 amino acids)
Biological process (GO): tRNA methylation; cytoplasmic translation
Cellular component (GO): cytoplasm
Molecular function (GO): tRNA methyltransferase activity
Source: RefSeq, a predicted model, not a curated record
UUUGUAUGUCUACAAUGGCUGGUGGUGGCGGCAAAACGAAUCAGAGGGUUUAGGCUUUUCCGGCACUGCGCGUCGGAACAAAACCCUAAUCCAAAUCCCGAAUUCCAGUAGAUGGGGAAAGCUUCAAGAGAUAAGAGGGAUAUCUACUAUCGAAAAGCCAAAGAAGAAGGCUGGCGAGCUCGCAGCGCCUUCAAGCUGCUUCAGAUUGACGACGAAUUCAACAUCUUUGAUGGAGUCAAGCGCGUCGUCGAUCUCUGUGCUGCCCCUGGUAGCUGGAGUCAGGUUUUGAGUAGGAAGUUGUAUCUCCCAGCAAAGCUUUCAUCUGAUUCUAAGGACGGGGAUGUGCCCCUUAUUGUAGCUAUUGAUUUGCAGCCAAUGGCUCCAAUUGAAGGUGUUAUUCAAGUACAGGGUGAUAUAACCAAUGCACGAACCGCCGAAGUAGUCAUCAGACAUUUUGAUGGCUGCAAGGCUGAUUUGGUUGUGUGUGAUGGUGCUCCGGAUGUUACUGGCCUUCAUGACAUGGAUGAAUUUGUUCAGUCCCAGCUGAUACUAGCAGGCUUAACAAUUGUUACUCAUGUACUUAAAGAAGGUGGUAAAUUUAUUGCAAAGAUAUUCCGUGGAAAAGAUACUAGUCUUCUCUAUUGUCAGCUGAAAGUAUUUUUCCCAAUUGUGACUUUUGCAAAACCAAAAAGCAGCCGCAAUUCCAGCAUAGAGGCAUUUGCGGUUUGUGAGAAUUAUUCUCCUCCUGAGGGAUUCAACCCUAAGGAUCUGCAUCGCCUCCUAGAAAAGGUGGGAAGUCCCUCCAGAGCAGAUGAUCUAGAUUGCAGUAGUGGGUGGUUGGAAGGACCGAAUAAGGUGUAUAUCCCAUUUUUAGCUUGUGGUGACCUCAGUGGGUAUGAUUCUGACCGUUCAUAUCCGCUGCCAAAAGAUGCCAACGGAGCUUACCGAAGCUUGGAUCCUGUACAGCCCCCAAUUGCCCCUCCUUAUAAGAGAGCUCUUGAACUGAAGAAAGCUUCCAGCCAGGGACUCACUGAGCUUGAGAACCACUCCCUCGAAUCCUGACCACAUUAGUCAUCGCUAUCUUUUAUACACUGCAUCAAAACAAUACUUAUUGUUAGAUGUCAUACGACUGAAAUUGCAAAUGGGAUAUUUCCCAAUUAUUUUGACAAUCAUUGAUCUUUUUUUUUUUUUUCUCUUUGUUGUUGUAACAAUAUGUAAUUAUGUAUGACUCAAUUAAUCUUGAAUUAUUUACUCUAA